AAAUAUACAGUAUUACACAUUGGCUACACAAAAAACAGAGCUGAAUUAUUUAUCUCAACUUUAUUUCACUUUAGUGAAUCUCAAGAUCACAUGCUGUUGACUGUUGACCUGACUAAUAAAACGUGUGUGUGUGUGUGUGCGUGUGUGAUUCUAGGUUUGUGUCAGUGACAUCAUCAUCCAGAAGUGUGUAUCUCAGCACAGACUCUCAAACACACUCCAGAAAUCACUGAACUCUUAUGUGGCCUCCAUCAAUCUCUUUCUUUAUUUUACAUUUAUAAUCGUGCAGAUGUGUUCCUUCGGGUAAAGAUAUUAAUAUUCAUGACAAAAGAUCAGUGUUUCCAUCGUCAAGUCAAGAAAUAGAGAUGUAACUGUGAUUCACACUCUUGGUAUAGAUGUGUAUUACUGACAUGUGUAUUGGCUUCAACACACCAUGAUGCACAAUGACAUGAGAUGAGAUGACAUCUACAUGUGUGUGAUGUUUGAUGUCAGUAUAACUCAUAUUAAGGGACAAUCCUUGACACCUAAAACUAUAACAAACCGCUGAAGCUGAACCUUAGACACAAUGUUUUUCAAACUACUAUAAAAAUAUUUACUAUACACUACACAUCACAUCACACAAACUUGAUAAGAUGUCAAGAAAAACGUGACACUGAUUAUGAGCCUAAGAAAUACAAACAAGGACAUUUUUAAAUCCCAUAUAAACACACGACUCUGGACCAAAGAUCACGUGACUGGUGAACUUCUCCAAAAUCCGUGUCCUUAAAGGCACAAGGACAUGCUCCUAAUGCACUAUAACACAUCAUUAAAAACACAUGCUUGAGUUUCAACACAAACGAAUAUAAAAGAGAGAGCACAAUACCAGUGAGAUGGUGUAGAAAGGGUUAAGCUGCCGGACUGUUGCUGCUAUCUAUUGGUCUACGAAGCACGAACUUGAAGAGAAUUGAGAAAAAAUGAAUGUUAAAAGAUAAAAAAGUACCCACCGUUAUUUAAUAAAUAUAAGGGUUUGAUUUAUAUUUGGUGUUCUUGCUUUUUAUUUCAUUCUUUUUUCGAACUCUUUUUAAGUUUAAAAAUGAAGACUUUUAUUUUGAAACGAGACGCUGAGCGGAAGAGAACACGGCGUGUGUGUGUGUUUGUGUUUACUCUGGUAUUUUUAAAGCACUUAAAUCACAGAAGAGUCGUCUCCUCGUUUCUAUAUCAUGGAGUCGUCCAUGAGUGGAAGGGUCAAACGCAGACAUCUGGGCCCGUCAGAGUGUGAAGAUUUGGCGCAGAGCAGCUCGGGGACUCGAUCUCUCACACAGCCAUUCACUGCCGAGGUCAGAAACAAUGCUCCCAAAUACAGACUUCAACCCAGAACACCCACCAAAAAAAGAAGACAAGCUGCAGAAAGUGAUGGACAACAGAAGGGCAUUACAGAGUUCUUCUCUGUGACUGGAGUCAUCAGCACCAGCCCCCAAAAAGACAAGCAGACCCCAGUGAAAGAGGAACUCGCUGAACCUCUGGUCCUACAAGAUGAAGACGUAACACAGGACUUCAUGGAAGGCAUCACAGAAGACAUGUUCGAUGAAGACAUGUUUGAUGAGGUCAGUGUGAAACCUGAAAAGGAGCUCUCGGUGUCUGUGAAAACAGAAGUGGAUGAAGAGUACCCUGUGGACAGUCUCCCUGAUGCCCACUAUGGGUUGCUCGGAGUGCAGGGUGGGGAUGCUGUGCCCCAGGGUCACGUCCAGGAUGUUCCCGAUGAGAUCCUUAGGACCUUGUUUGGUCACCUCCCAGCGGAAGAUCUUUAUCAACACGUCAGCCUGGUGUGCCAGCGCUGGAGAAUGGUCGCCAUGGACCCACAGUUUCACCCUUGGAAGAAGUUAUACUACAGAUACCGUAAACGGGAACCCGAGGCAGUGAAGGAAGUGAAGUCUAUCCUGAAUGAUAAUCGCAUUAACAAUAAGGAUGACUUGUGUCUCCUCAACAUGCUGAGGUACCUGUCAGGAUUCAAACACAGCAAGCGAGUGAAUGUAAAGGAGGUGUUGGAGUGUGUGAAAGCUCAUCGUCUCUACGCUCAUGCUGAGGUCUGCAUCAGACACAGACUGCCAGAUAUGACGGACUCUGAGGGUCCGAACCCUUGGUCUGCCACGGCCCUGAUGUUGAUACUGUCUGACGGAGUGAAAGACGUCCUGGAUUUGGUGGCUCUAUUGCGGAGGUCAGGAUGUCUUCUGACAGCAGAUGGAAUCUCAGAGUAUCUGUGGGCUGUGGCGACUUUGCUUCUGGCCAUGAGAAAGAACAACAUUAAUAUAAGCAACAGGUGGCAUUACAACAUCUUCUAUGCCCUGCAUUUAAUGGAGAACGCGCCUCCUCCUUUGGGCCAACAAAGCAUCAGACCGCUUCAUGUCACACAUGAACAACAACAGAUUCUCAAUCACGAUAUGCAAAAAGACCAUGUUGUUAAGAUAAUGGCUUUUGCAGGCACUGGAAAGACUACGACACUAGUGAAGUACGCUGAGCAGAGGCCACGCUCGCGCUUUCUCUACCUCGCCUUCAACAGAUCUGUGGCAGUGCAAGCGCGACAGUUGUUCCCACGCAAUGUGGAAUGCCAUACGGUCCAUUCAAUGGCCUUCAAAGCUGUGGGAGUGAGGUAUAGGCAGAAACUAACCAGUAAUUUGAAACCGUUUGAGGUGGCGUGGGUCUUGCCGAAGGAUCACGGCGGAUUUGUCAAUGCUAAAGUGGUGACGCAAACCAUGAACGGUUACAUGGCGUCCAUUGACCAGCGCAUUGGCAUGCAGCACGUUCCGUUGGAGUACAAAAACACUCGCGGACAUAUGGUGCAUCCAGAUGAACAGCAGAGAAGGAUGUUUGCAGAUUUUGCACAGAAAAUAUGGGACAAAAUGGUGGAAUUGCAGCGCAGAAAAGAGCGAGCCUACAACAUGACCCAUGACGGUUACCUCAAACUCUGGCAGCUGAGCCGACCGAAGCUGGACGGUUAUGAUGUCAUAUUUAUUGAUGAAGCUCAGGACUGCACACCAGUUAUCAUGGACAUCAUGCUCUCACAGAAGUGUGGAAAAGUCUUGGUUGGAGACCCUCAUCAGCAGAUUUACACCUUCAGAGGGGCGGUGAACGCCCUGCACAGUGUUGCUCACACACACAUCUACUAUCUCACGCAGAGUUUCAGGUUUGGCUCUGAGAUCGCCUAUGUUGGUGCCACAAUAUUAGAAAGCUGUAAAAAAGUCGAGCAGAUAUUGGUUGGUGGGAGUCAGGAUGGAUAUGUUAAAGGAGAGGACACACAAGCACUUGAGCUUCUGAAACAGGGACAAAAACUGUCACAAGAAGGCAGCGUGGCCAUUCUGAGCCGCAGUAAUGUGACUGUAUUUAAUGAAGCUGUCCGACUCACGGAUGCCAACCCCGACUGCAAGAUCUACAUUGUUGGAGGCGUUGAACACUUUGGACUGGAGAAAAUUAUGGAUAUCUGGGUCCUGAUGCAACCUGAGGAAAAACGCAAAAGUGAGAACCUGACAAUCAAAGACUACUUCAUCCGGACUUUCUGCCGUGAGAAGAUGGGUGGAUACGGAGGUUUGAAGGGAUAUGCCACAGCCUCUGAAGACCGUGAGCUCGUGGCCAAACUUGCUGUGGUGGAAAAAUACCACAAACGCAUUCCAGAACUGGUGCAACAGAUCUACGGACGUGUCCAGAGAAAUCCUCAGUGUGCAGAUUAUCUUCUCGGUACGGUGCACAAGUCUAAAGGCCUGGAGUUCGACACUGUGGUUGUGACGGACGACUUCACCAAAGUUCCCUGUGCUCGACACAACCUGCAGAGAGUGGGCAGUUUCAGCACAGCGAGUGUCCCAGAUGAUGAGUGGAACCUGUUAUACGUGGCCGUCACACGAGCCAAAAGAGCUCUUUACAUCACCAAGACCAUCAGCAACUUACACACAUUUGCUGGGGAGUACUUCCUUAGGUCGCAGUUGACUAGCACUCUGCUAAGUUCAGACCCGUCUCCCAUCUGCUCAAUUGCCGACUGUGAAAACCACAUCACAGCAGAUUCAGCCCUCAGCAUGUGUAAACUCCCCAUCAGAUAUACAGACGAUGUGGAUGAGGGAGGUGUUCUUUGUUUGACCUGUGUGGACCAGCGUGUUGGACCCGUCGCCUUCCUUCUCUCUCCUCCUGAAGUGGUCAGAUCCAUGACCUAUACUGAUGAAAGAAUGGCUCUGCCCAUCAACGUUGCCAUGCUGUUAGCUCUGUUUUAAGAGCGUGUCCAUGCAGACAAAUGACUAGCUUUGAGUAGUCCUUUCUUUUUAAAGUGCCUUUUGCAAAUAGUCUGAAACCGGUUUUCGGACUAGAUUUGUGUUUCUAAAUGCUUCUAAACAUAGUUCUGCAGUCCAGCUGAAGAUCUGUGUCACAUUGUGUUUGACUCUUUUAUUUGGAGCACAGUAAACGGUGACAUCACAGUGUUAUUUGGGGAAUAAGCAUGUUAAAGUUUACGUUUCCUGUCUAAAAUGGAGCCGAUCCAAAUCCUCUGUAGCUUCAGUUUCACAGCUGUUGUGAACAGCGCAAAAGUUGAAGUGAAGAGAAACAUUUAGAUUUGGAAAAACAAUUCAUGGAAAAACAGCUUUAUUUAUAUUCAUUGUUGUGCGAGACGAAAACAUUGUAAGGCUUCCAUAAAGAUGGAUGGGAUGGUGUGAUUUGUCAAACUAGGUUUGCACUUUUACUCAUAUUGUGUAUAUUUUCUAUACCGUUGGUCUCAUUUUGUUGCAAGUCACUUUUUAGUUUUUAACUAUGUGAAAAAGUCUGGCAUGCUAAUUUGAUAAAAAAAAAAAAUCCAUGUCAAAUAAUUGUCUAAAAGAAAUAUUUUUUCUUUUUAUCCCUUAUUUUUAUCCCUUAUUUUUAUAUCCCUAAUUAUUUAAUUGUAUGCCGAUUUGUUACAGAAGACAUUUAUCCAGAGCCAUCCAUCAUGUGAGAGUUUAUAAGAAUGUAUAUAUACAUAUGUACGUUACUAAAUUUAAAUUUUGCUGAAAAGUACAAAAUAAAUGCAAGACAGCGUGUUUUUUUCUUCUAUAACCUCAA
Triplophysa dalaica is the source of this 5046-nucleotide messenger RNA. RefSeq names its product F-box DNA helicase 1 (gene fbh1). Gene Ontology annotation, cellular component: nucleus. The record is from RefSeq and is a predicted model, not a curated record. Gene Ontology annotation, molecular function: hydrolase activity; ATP binding; 3'-5' DNA helicase activity. Gene Ontology annotation, biological process: double-strand break repair via homologous recombination; replication fork processing. The transcript is spliced from 21 exons. NCBI's taxonomy places the organism in Eukaryota, Metazoa, Chordata, Actinopteri, Cypriniformes, Nemacheilidae. The coding region runs from base 1197 to 4229 and encodes 1010 amino acids.